This is a messenger RNA of Sphenostylis stenocarpa, 972 nucleotides long. NCBI's taxonomy places the organism in Eukaryota, Viridiplantae, Streptophyta, Magnoliopsida, Fabales, Fabaceae. The record is from the annotation of a GenBank genome assembly.
AUGAGGGUUUGGGGAUCGGAGAUCGUCUUCGCCAUGUUGCUCUGUGGGACCCUCUCUUCCACAGCUCAACCGCAUCAUCAUCAACAUAGGGUUUCUCUCUCCACUACCACCAACGUCGCCGUCUGUCCCGUUUACUCCCUUCUCGAUUUCAUCUUAGGGUUUCCAGAUUCCACCUGCCCCCUUCCCGAUUCUCUUGGAUCCAUUGCUGUCACCGAGGGAGAUGAGGUUUCUUUGCAGAAGGCGCUGAAUAUGGUUCAUAAGAAUAAUCACGAGUAUGUGGCUGUCCUCUUCUAUGCGUCGUGGUGCCCUUUCUCGCGGGUGUUUAGACCGGUUUUCUCCGUCCUCUCUGCACUGCACCCUUCCAUUCCUCAUUUUGCUAUUGAAGAAUCCUCUGUUAGGCCAAGCAUACUGUCCAAAUAUGGUGUCCAUGGUUUCCCUACACUGUUCAUUUUGAAUUCAACCAUGCGGGUUCGGUAUCAUGGGUCUCGGACGCUUGCCUCGCUCAUUGGUUUCUACAAUGAUGUUACUGGGAUUAGAAUUGGAUCAAUUGAUCAGCUAUCACUUGAGAAAAUUGGUCGAUCUUCCACUGAUAAAAGUCAUGGUAAAACCGAGCCUGAAAGUUGUCCAUUUUCAUGGGCUAGAUCUCCAGAAAAUUUACUGCGGCAGGAAACUUAUUUGGCUCUGGCCACUACAUUUGUGGUUUUGAGAUUACUAUACUUGUUUUUUCCUACGCUGCUUAUAUGUAUUCAAUAUGCUUGGAGAAGGGUCAUCAAUAAUAUUAGAUUAGGGAGCUUGCUGGAGCAUCCUUAUAUUUAUUUGAAGCGGCUAAUACAGUCAUUUAACUGUUUGAAAGAGCCUUGCAAGAGAAGUAAUCUGCAGGAAGGAGCAAUGAAUGCUAGAGCAUGGGCAUCCAAGUCCCUUGCCACCGUAUCAAUCGGAGAGGAAAGCAACAGCCGCGGGAUGCACCAGUGA